GCAAAGCCGCUCGGCACACCGACACCACACACACACCACCGCCUUUGAGCCCAAUCGAGCACUCUUCCCCGCCCCCGUGCAGCAUAUCCACUUCAGCACUACCACCAACAACAACAUGGCACCAUCAGCCACCUCGCCCGUCAAGCCGGCGGCAGACUUCUCAGACGCUGGCUUCCUCUCCAAGACGAAGAUCGUCAACUCUGUUCCUGCCGCUUCUUCAUCAUCCACUGCUGCUCCCAUCGACAUAUCGGCAGAUGCUACCCCUGCUCAAGUCGCGGCUGCUCGCAUCGAAGCCAUGGGUGACCCUUCAGAAGUGUACGGCAAGUUUGUCGGCGACGUCAACUUGGCCGAGGACGAGGAGCCGCUGCUGGUAGAAAGCACGCGUCGCUUCGUCCUCUUUCCCAUCCGCUUCCACGAGAUUUGGCAAUACUACAAGAAGGCAGAGGCAUCUUUUUGGACCGCGGAAGAGAUCGAUCUCAGCAAGGACCUGCAUGAUUGGGACAACAAGCUCAACGACAAUGAGAGGCACUUUGUCUCUCACGUGCUCGCCUUUUUCGCGGCUUCGGACGGCAUCGUGAAUGAGAACUUGGUCGAGCGAUUCUCUCAAGAGGUGCAAGCUGCAGAGGCCAGAUGCUUUUACGGUUUCCAGAUCAUGAUGGAGAACAUUCACUCGGAGACUUACUCUCUGCUCAUCGACACUUAUAUCCGCGAACCAGAGCAGAGAGAGUUCUUGUUUGAUGCCGUCGAGACGAUUCCCGUGGUCAAGCAAAAGGCCGACUGGGCACUCAGGUGGAUUUCCGACAGACGAUCUUCCUUCUCCGAGAGGCUGAUUGCCUUUGCCGCCGUCGAGGGCAUCUUCUUCUCCGGAUCUUUUGCUUCCAUCUUCUGGCUCAAGAAGAGGGGUCUGAUGCCGGGACUGAGCUUCUCCAAUGAGCUCAUCUCCCGAGACGAAGGUCUUCACACCGACUUUGCGUGCCUGCUCUUCUCCCACCUCAAGAAGCGUGCCCAUCCAGACACGGUCAAGCGCAUCAUCACCGAAGCUGUCGAGAUCGAAAAGGCGUUCCUGACCGACGCACUGCCCGUCUCUUUGAUUGGCAUGAACGCCAACUUGAUGUGCCAAUACAUCGAGUACGUCGCUGACCAUUUGCUCGUGAAGCUCGGCAACGAAAAGUUCUACAAUGCCACCAAUCCCUUUGACUGGAUGGAGAACAUCAGUCUUCAAGGCAAGACCAACUUCUUCGAGAAGAAGGUGGCAGAGUACUCCAAGGCUGGUGUCGGCAGAAAGGAGGGCGAAGAGGAGGGAGAUGGCACGCAAAAGAACGUCCACACAUUCUCCAUGGAGGAAGAUUUCUGA
Ceraceosorus guamensis is the source of this 1354-nucleotide messenger RNA. RefSeq lists its product as hypothetical. The record is from RefSeq and is a predicted model, not a curated record. The transcript is spliced from 4 exons. Gene Ontology annotation, molecular function: oxidoreductase activity. Gene Ontology annotation, biological process: deoxyribonucleotide biosynthetic process. The coding region runs from base 116 to 1354 and encodes 412 amino acids. Lineage: Eukaryota; Fungi; Basidiomycota; Exobasidiomycetes; Ceraceosorales; Ceraceosoraceae.